AUGAUUUUUACACUAGAGGAACCAGAUUCUUUUAUUCUCCCGAAUAUUAGAGAUAAAAAUGGUCAAGAUUUAGCCAAUAAAAUAGUAAGCGUAAAAAUAAGCCAAUGCCAGUCAUAUAUAUUCAUUUUGAGCCAAAAAUGCCUGUUCGUGUACAGUAAAGACAAUGAUUUCGUGUGUUUGGGAAGGUUCAUGUUGUCAGAGUUAGGCAACUAUGAGUAUUUCAGGGAUAUAAUCAUAUUACCAACACCGAACCUUAUCGCACUUCUAGUUGAUAAUUUAAAGCAUCUGUUAAUAGUAAACUGUAAUAGAGUAAGUGAAUCCACAACAAAAGGUGAAGAAGAGGUGGGAAAUAGAAUUAAAAAUCCACCCAACUUGAAGUUUAUCUACGAUAUAGUAGUACCAAACGAUUUCAGCUUUUUCUACACAAUUAAGAACCAGUUCUAUUUUUGGCUCCAUAAACAGUCUGGGUUCUAUAGAACUAUAUAUAAAAAAGGAUUUUUGAACCACUUAGUUGAUAAUGUAGGACCAGAUAAUCACCAUCAAGUUAUAAAUCUGUACUUAGUGACGACGAACGUUCUAAACAUUAAUAUUAUCGGAAACGUUAACUUUCUGUACAGCCUGUGCUAUAUACAUUUGAAACUAAAUGUAGUUGAUAAUAAUUUGGUCUAUAAAGGGACGAGAAAUAAAAUCUUUGGCCAUACGCUGGAUGGAAUAAUCACCAAGUGCGUCGAUAAUAUUAAUAAUAUAUCGGGAGAAAAUGAUUUCGAAGGGCCUGAAGAUAGAAUAUCUAAAGCCAGUGUAUCUGUAGAUAAUGAACCUGGGUCAAUUUUUAAUAAAGAUUCGUCAGAUAACCUUUCACUAGAAAUCGACGAAGUAAGGAAUAUAUACCACACAAACGAUAACCAUUUGUAUAUUUUAACGACGAGUAACCUGUUACUGUGCCUCAUAGUAAACGAAAAGGAAGAGGAAAAUUUGGUUGAAAAGGAUAUGGAAGUUGAACAAGUUGGAGAUAAAGGAGUAGUAAUGGGAAAGAUAAUGUGUCAAAACGUAAAAGAAAUGUGUAUAAAUGAAAAACAUAUGAUAUUUUGCAUUGUAUUCAAAGAUAAUGAAAUUAAUACAGUGUACAAAGAUAAGGUGAUAUCAAACCUUAAAUUUGAUACAGAGAUUAAGUCAAUAAAAUGGUUAGACUAUUAUUUGUUCAUAUUAACAAGCAAAUCAAUACAUAUCUGUACCUAUUACUUACACUUUUUGUACCAAAUUAAUAUAAAUGAACGAGUUAGUGAGGUUUUGUUGGAAGAAAAUUUCAAGACAGCCUCGGUACUUGAGCUGUCCAAGAACAGUUUAGUGGAGAACCAAUUUGAUAAAAUGAAACGGCUAGAGCUGGGUGAAGUGGAUGGAAGCCCAAGUUUACAUAGCGCAGAUGAGUCGUUUAGAGAUGGUGAAGAUAAGGAUACUGAGGCGGUUAACGAUAUUGUGGUUAUCGAUAAUAAGAUAAUGUUGUUCAGAGAUAAAGAGUUGUUGGUUUACGAUAUUGUUAAUUUGAGAAAUAAUGAAAAAUACAAUGUUUUCUACACCAACCACACGGUCUAUGUGGCUGCAAACUACAGAAUGUCGUCGAUAUACAAGAAAAGCACAAGGUCAAUAACGACCAAGAAGAGUAAAAAUUUCAUAUACAACAUAAAGCUAAACAACAUCAACCAAAUAAACGAUAUUAAAAUCAACAAUAUCUGCAGUUACAUGCUGAUACAGUAUAAUGGAAAUAAAGUUCUUUUGUACAGUAAAAACAGAACGACCAUGGUCAAGAAUGACGAUUCCAGAGUAGUUAAUCUUAACUUCUUCACAAAUUACAUCUACUAUAUCGUGCUUGAAACUGGAGAAGAGUACAAUAUCUCUUUCUAUAACAUUAAUAGCAAGUUGAUUGAAAUUAAAACCAAGAGCGCUCCAGUUAAAAUGUUACACGACGACCCUUACCUGUUCAUAGUGCUCUUGAGCAAUAACGUCAUACAGACGUAUGACCUGUACUAUAUAAAUUAUAAGCUGGUAAAUACAAUCGAUACCAAUAAGCUGAAACCAACAAUUCUAGAUUUCAGUGAAGUUCCAGACAAAAUCGAGGCCUUGGAUGAGGUUGAGCACGCAUACAUAGAUAAAAACUGGAUAGAUUUCCAUAAAUUAACGCCAUAUGAACCGGAAAAGGAUUUUGAUGAUGUAUAUAUCAUAAUGAACAUAUAUAGAGAAGUUUAUAUAAUAAACAACAAGUAUAUAAAAUACCUGCUGAGUAAUGUUAACCAGAUAGUACACAUCAAGGAUUACCAAUACCUGCUCACAAUUACAAAUGACCCAAACACCAUGACCGUAACUGAAGAGGAAAGUGAGCCUUAUAGCGGAAAUAUCACGCCUUUCUCAAAUCACACAGAGUCGAAACUACCAGAAAAUUCAGAUAAAAGUGUUAAUGCAGGAACUGCAUAUAUAGUUGAUAAGAGUGGAAAGCUAAUUGAAGUCGUUUUGAACGAACCGAAUAACUACAUACUGUCAAUAAGCGACAAUAACCUGAUAAACUUGAUGAAAGUUAACAACGGAAUAAGCCUAUACAACGACGUCUUGCUUUAUAACAUCAGCAAUGUUGUUAACUAUGAAAAGUUACUCCUGAUGCAUCUGCUGAAUAAUAAACACCGAAGUGAAAUUUUAUCCACAAAUCUACUGUCUACAGCCACCGUGCCACCUGAUGAUGAGUUUUCAGAAGGAGUUUACGCUCACUUUAAGAAACUCUAUUAUAAGCUUUUUAGUGUUUUGUACCGUAAAAUGGACAAUAUAGAGGAUAUUAAAGGACUGGAUAAGGUAGUGAAGAGAUUCAGUGAAGAGUGCAGUUUGGGACUACUCGGAGACAAGGAGUCGGUGGUCGACGAGAUAUUUAAUAACUUGCUGGAACUGAAAGAAUAUAACUUUUGCAGCCUGCUUCUACUGACACUGCAGUUAAAAACAGACCCAGUUCAUACGAGGAAAAAAUAUUGCAAAGUUUUGAUACAAAAACUCGUCCACGAGAUAACUCAUGUCAUCCUGAACGGCCUCAACAAUAAUAGGUUCAACUUCAACCUGCUAAAUAACAUUAUCGCCUUUUAUAACCGAAUUUACGAAGAUUCUACUCGUGAAAGUGUUUCAAAUAAUUUCGAUGGAGAUGAAAAAGAUGAAUGCAGUGUCAGUGAGAGUGAACUCGAGUCACUAUCAAUUGAGUGCCUAGAUAACGAUAUUCUGGUUAACGAUCUGAUUAUGCUGAGCGAGUCUAACUUGGAUUUCAACGCGAAUGUGCUAUUAUACAAUAUAAUUAAGUUAAACCACACCCAAAUAAUUUAA
Theileria annulata is the source of this 3348-nucleotide messenger RNA. RefSeq lists its product as uncharacterized. Lineage: Eukaryota; Apicomplexa; Aconoidasida; Piroplasmida; Theileriidae. The record is from RefSeq and is a predicted model, not a curated record. The transcript has a single exon. Bases 1 to 3348 code for a protein of 1115 amino acids.